This is a messenger RNA of Spodoptera litura, 1372 nucleotides long. RefSeq names its product solute carrier family 35 member H1. Lineage: Eukaryota; Metazoa; Arthropoda; Insecta; Lepidoptera; Noctuidae. The record is from RefSeq and is a predicted model, not a curated record.
GUUAGACGGAGUGCUUCGCAUCCUGAAACGGGAAUCGGGAAACUUUAUGAGACGUAUUUUGAAGUUCUUUAAAAUUUCUUUGAACUGAAAAUUCUAUUUGAUAUGCAAAUAACUGGUUAUCUAAGAGAAGUUUUGUUGUUGUGUGCGAACCAUGCCAGGCGGAAAGUAUGAACAGCUGCCCAUGAAGUCUGAAGGAGACGAAGAUGUUUUCACAAGUAAACCAAAAGCAAAAUGGUCCGAGAUUUGUUUCCAAAAAAGUUUACUGUCCUUGGGGCUGAUCCUGUUGUACUUCUCGCUGUCCAUUGGGCUCACCUUCUAUCAGCGAUGGCUCUUGACGGACUUCAAGUUCCCCUUGACGGUGGUAAUGUACCACCUCAUCGUGAAAUGGGUUUUAUCAGUCUGCGUGAGGGUGGUGCUCCAGCUCAUCACAGGCACUCCUCAACUAAUACUGCCAUGUAUAACAUGCCUUAAGUCCGUCGGCCCCACUGGCUUGGCCAGCGGCAUUGAUGUGGGAUUCUCCAACUGGGGACUGGAGUUAGUUACGAUCUCCCUCUACACGAUGACGAAGUCCACGACUAUCAUCUUCAUAUUGUUCUUUGCUAUUGUGCUGGGACUUGAGAAAAAGUCGUGGUCUCUCGUGGGCAUAGUGCUGAUGAUAUCAGCGGGCCUCAUAAUGUUCACCUAUAAGGCUACGCAAUUCAACCUGCUUGGCUUCAACUUCCUGCUCAUCGCGUCCUUCGCGGCUGGUCUGCGAUGGACGUUCGCGCAACUACUGAUGCAGAAGUCAAAGCUGGGUCUCCACAACCCCGUCGACAUGGUAUUCCACGUACAGCCCUGGAUGUUUGUCUCGCUGCUGCCCUUCACCAUCAUGUUCGAAGGAUAUGCCUGCUACGACUACCUUCAGAAGCUGUCGUCGGAGAAGCUUCUGCCAACGAUUCUGAAGGUAUCAGUCGGAGCCACGAUCGCGUUUGCUAUGGAGAUCAGCGAAUUUUUAGUCGUCACCUACACGUCUAGUCUCACAUUGUCUAUCUCUGGAAUAUUCAAGGAAAUGUGCAUCCUCGUGCUCGCGGUGGAGGUAAGCGGGGACGUGCUGUCUCCGAUCAACGUGGUGGGGUUGGCGGUCUGUCUGCUGGGCAUCUGCGGCCACAUUGUGCACAAAGUUAUCUUCAUAAAGUCCGUGACUGGCACCAUCCCAGCCCUCGACGCGGACUUUAAUACCAUCCGGAGGCCACUGAAGAUAUCAGGCGAGCAUGAUAAACCUCUUCUAGAAGAUCAGACUUGGCCCGCGAGCGAGGAGAGCGAUUUCGACAGCAACGUAGUACUUUUCGAAGUACUACAGCGCCGCGACGGUAGGUAAACAGGUCCCAGGAGU